AUGUCCGACAAUAUCGCAGACAACCUCAAGCGCCACUGGCACGGCACCGCCGGCGAUCGCUACGAACACCUCAACGUCUGGACAAACGGUGGCUCCAAGGGUCCCGCCAGCCGUGCCGCAUGGGCUCUAACGCCUGAAAUGCAGGCUGCCGAAGCUAAACGCCGAGAAUCCGUCGGCUCCGCCUCCUCCGCCAACAGCGGCUCCCCGACAACCCCCUCCGUCCAUGACCGCCGCCGCUCAAGCGCAGGCUCUGGUUCCGGCGCUGGCCUGUUCUCCUCGCUGAGUUCGCAGAAGCGGGAGUCUGCGGAUGCGAAUAUGGCGGCGCGGAGGGCGAGUUGGAAUGAGCAGCGGGAGCAGGGGGGUUUCUUUUCGAAGUUGUGGGAGGGAUAUACGCGGGGGAGUAAGUGA
Molecule: messenger RNA, 408 nt
Organism: Penicillium cataractarum
Lineage: Eukaryota; Fungi; Ascomycota; Eurotiomycetes; Eurotiales; Aspergillaceae
Exons: 2
Coding region: 1-408 (135 amino acids)
Source: RefSeq, a predicted model, not a curated record